Ceratitis capitata (Mediterranean fruit fly) is the source of this 951-nucleotide messenger RNA. RefSeq names its product serine protease SP24D. Gene Ontology annotation, molecular function: serine-type endopeptidase activity. The record is from RefSeq and is a predicted model, not a curated record. The coding region runs from base 27 to 818 and encodes 263 amino acids. The transcript has 2 exons. NCBI's taxonomy places the organism in Eukaryota, Metazoa, Arthropoda, Insecta, Diptera, Tephritidae. Gene Ontology annotation, biological process: proteolysis.
UUUCAGUUGAAAUUUUAGAACUGGUAAUGGCGCGUGAAAAUUGUUUCGUGAAACUUCUCCUUCUCUGCGCUAUCGUAGCGGCUGCGGCCAUCGAGGACUCCUCCGACCUAAGACCCGUACCACGUAUAAUAGGCGGCCAAGUUGCUGCCUCCGGUCAAUUCCCCUAUCAAGUAUCCAUCCGUUUGGGCGGACAACAUAUCUGUGGUGGCGCAUUGGUUAGUGAAAGUUAUGUCCUAACUGCAGCACAUUGUGUAUAUGGUGUACCAUUAAAGUACAUCACCGUGCAAGCUGGCUCUGUUAAUCGGAUGGAAGACGGUGUUAUUAGCGAAGUAAGCAAUGUAACUGUACAUGCCGAAUAUGCUUUCAAUAACGACAUUGCUGUGGUGGAACUGAAAAAACCACUAGAAUUUACGGAUCUUAUUCAAGCUAUACCGAUUGCUACAUUAGAAGUGCCUGCCAAUCAAUCGGUAGUUAUAUCCGGUUGGGGACGUAUACGCGAAGGUGGUCCACUAUCUCCAAAACUUAUGUACAGCAGAUCGGUCAUGGUCUUGAGUGCGGAACUGUGUGCCACAUAUGAAGCAUUUUCUGAUGAGGGCUUGCUAUGUCUGGCUAAAUCUUCAGGCAGAGGGUUUUGUAAUGGUGAUGAUGGUGGCCCUGCUGUUUACCGGAACUUUCUUAUUGGUAUUGCCAGUUUUACUGAUACAUCUUGUGGUUCAGGCAGGCCAGAUGGAUACACAAAAGUGUCGUAUUAUGCAGAUUGGUUAUAUUCAGUGAUGAAAAAGCAAGUACCCAAUAGUAAGCGACGUGUUUCGACAUAAAAUAAACAGCAAAAUUUUCCGAAUCUUUGAAUAUUCCCAUAAAUAAAUGUUAUUUUCUGUCAAUCAUUUCACCUAUUUCGGUUUUGAUAUAGCAAAAUUAAAUAAUAAAUUUAUUUCAAAAGUUGGAAAUUAA